CGUCCCAUUGGUAUCUACAUAUAGCCAGAGCUGACCGAUUUGGCGAUCGAACCCCUCGAUCGGUCACGGUCGAAGGAGGCGAGAUCACAUGGCCGGCGGCGGCCUGGGAGCCAGCGGUGCCGACGGCCUAGAGCUCAGCCUCCGCCUCGGGACCCCGACGCCGGCGCCGGCACCGAGGAAAAACCUCACGAUCGUCUACGACCGGCGCGUGCUGGGCGCCGUCGACGUGGUCGAGCUGCAGGCAAUUGCGAUCAUAUCAACGGCGAGCAGGGAAACGGCGGGGAAGAAGAUCGCUGGCGCGUACGACGACGGCGGCAUUGCGCACAUCGACCGCCUGGGCAACAAGUGGAUGCCAACGCCGGCAUCUCCUGACCAGGGCGGUAUCUUUGCGCCGCUGCCGUUGCUCGGCGACCAGGCGGGGCUGUCGAUGAAGCGCUCGCUCCAGCGGUUCCUCGAGAAGCGCAAGGCCAGGACCGCAUCGCCGUACGACAUGCACCGGCCCGCGCGGCCGCCGAGAUAUUGAUCCAGCAGCUAGCUAGCUGAUAGAUUGUCCCGCCGGCCGGUGCGUGCUGCCGGUAGUGCGUGUUGCCGGCAUCCGCAAAUGGCUAACAUAUUCCUCCCACUUCCUCGCAGAUCGCGCGCCCAGGUUGUAACACCGCAAUAUACCAUUGGUAAUACUAACACAAUCUGGUA
Molecule: messenger RNA, 693 nt
Organism: Lolium perenne
Lineage: Eukaryota; Viridiplantae; Streptophyta; Magnoliopsida; Poales; Poaceae
Product: protein TIFY 5
Biological process (GO): regulation of defense response; regulation of jasmonic acid mediated signaling pathway; response to wounding
Cellular component (GO): nucleus
Source: RefSeq, a predicted model, not a curated record